GUAGUAGAAGAAGCAAGCGUAACGUAUGGACGUGACACAAUACCAUUCUCAUUAUGCUGACUCCUCUCCACAUUUACUCUCUUUUUCCCUUUAUUAUUUUUGUCCUACAAAAACCAACAAAUUCCCGAAUCUUUUUACAAAGGUUCAGUGCAAAUGAUCGGUUUUAGUCACUUCAAUUCGUCGAAAUUUCUUAACUUGUGUGUUCAGUUUUUGGGGGUUCUGUUCAUUCCUUUUUCAAUUUCCUACAAGAGAAUGGCGGGGAAAGCUGGGGUUAAGCAGCCAACAUCUUCAUUUGACUUUGAGAUUGUUGAAGGUGUUUCUGAUCACCUUACAACUGUGGUGGCAUCUUCUAGCCAGAGUAGCCCAUGGAUUGAGCCUGCAACUAUUAAACUUAGACAUAGAAUUGGAAGGGGUGUUUUUGGCGAUGUUUGGUUAGCAACUCGUCACCAAACAACUGCAGAUUAUGACGAGUAUCAUGAAGUAGCUGUUAAGAUGUUGCAUCCUAUGAAGGAGGAUAACAUCAAUGUUGUCUUAGAUCGUCUGGCAAAUUUGUUUACUCAGUGUCAAGGACUACAACAUGUUUGCAUGCUUCAGGGACUCUCUGUGAUUAAUGGAAAGCUAUGCAUUGUCAUGAAGUUCUAUGAAGGUUCGAUUGGUGAUAAAAUGGCUCAUGUGAAGGGAGGAAAGAUGUCCUUGCAAGAUGUUAUCAGGUAUGGGACUGAUCUUGCUCGUGGGAUAAUGGAGCUACACUCUAAGGAGAUCUUGAUUCUUAAUCUUAAACCACAUAAUUUCCUUUUGAAUGAAAAUGAUGAUGCAGUUUUGGGGGACAUUGGGAUUCCUUAUCUGCUUCUUGGAGUUCCUUUGCUAAGUUCAGAUAUGUCAAGAAGACUUGGUAGCCCAAAUUACAUGGCUCCAGAACAAUGGCAGCCAGAAGUUAGAGGUCCCAUAUCCUUUGAAACGGAUUCAUGGGGAUUCGGUUGCAGCAUUGUGGAGAUGCUGACUGGUUCUCAGCCAUGGAGUGGUAAAUCAGUUGAUGAAAUACAUAAAUCUAUUGUACAGAGACAAGAGAAACCACAUAUUCCUGGAGGUCUCCCUCCUGCGGUGGAAAAUGUCAUAAUUGGUUGUUUUGAGUAUGAUUUCAGGAAUCGCCCGCUGAUGGGAGACAUAUUGCAAGCAUUCCUAAGUUCGCUGGAAACAGCUUAUGGUGAUGGGGGCUGGAGAGAUCUGGGAAGUCGUCUUAACUUGGACAAAUUAAGUGGAACUGGCUAUAUUAAGUGGUUGGUCCUGAAGGAUCAGCUUCAAAUUGGAGACACUGUGCGAUCCAGGAAGCCACCAAACUCGUGUAAACCUGAAAACAUGGAGGUACCCGAGGGUACCAUUGUUGGCAUGGAACGAGACACAGAACGAAACGGAUUUAUGCUGGUGAGGGUGCAUGGCAUCCAUGAUCCUCUUAGAGUUCAUGGAUCGACAUUGGAGCGUGUGACAUUUGGUUUGGCUGCAGGAGAUUGGGUACGUUUGAAGGAGGAUAGAAAGAAGCAUUCAUCGGUAGGUAUCCUUCACUCCAUUGGUCGUGAUGGAAACGUUGCUGUUGCAUUCAUAGGUCUUGAGACCUUUUGGAAAGGUAACUGCUCCGAGCUUCAGAUGGCAGAAGCUUACUGUGCUGGACAAUUUGUAAGGUUGAAGCCUGAUACUUUCAGUCCGCGCUUUGAGUGCCCCCAAAAACGAGGCGGUGACUGGGCAACAGGUAGAAUUUGUCAGGUGCUACCUAAUGGGUGUCUUGUGGUGAAUUUUCCCGGUAUGUUAGUGUUUGGUGAUGAAAAUAGCAGUUUCUUGGCUGAUCCAGCAGAAGUUGAAAUCGUUUCCUUUAACUCUAGUGCUGGUAUUGUGAAGAAAUAUCAACAUCUUGAGGACUUCCACUGGGCUGUUAGACCAUUGUUGGUUGCAUUAGGCCUAUUUACCGCCAUGAAGCUUGGCCUUUUUGUAGGAAAGAAAGUCGGGAGAUCAAAGGGGCGCAACCCGGUGAUACUCAUUGAAGGUCAACAAGGGGAGGUUCAAACUGCUGCUGGUAAUAAAGCAUGGCUUCCACCAAAGGUGGCAAAUAUCAUUUUCAGAGAAGGUACAAGUGUAACAACUACCUCUAGGUAAUCCUAAGUCUUUAUCAAUGCCAAGCUAAGAGGAUCACAUGAACAUCCUGUGGAAGUUGGAUGUCCUAUUUGCGACCUUAGCUUAGAGCAUGCAAAAGUCUGAUAAACAAGCACUUAAAUAAUUGUAAAUAGAUGGAUGGCUGUAUAUAUACUUUACUGUUCCUGUAUGGUAUUUUGACUUUCUA
Molecule: messenger RNA, 2329 nt
Organism: Lycium barbarum (goji berry)
Lineage: Eukaryota; Viridiplantae; Streptophyta; Magnoliopsida; Solanales; Solanaceae
Product: protein KINASE OF THE OUTER CHLOROPLAST MEMBRANE 1
Exons: 6
Coding region: 154-2145 (663 amino acids)
Biological process (GO): protein phosphorylation
Molecular function (GO): ATP binding; protein kinase activity
Source: RefSeq, a predicted model, not a curated record